AUGUACAGGGAAGGGCAGGGCACAAGCCACUGUGGAGGGGAGCCCCCUGAAUUCACCACCCACCAACUCUUCAGUGACCUCUGGCGGCGGCAAGGUGGAGUACAGGGGGGAGGAGCCCGGCUGAGCUGUGGGAUUCUGAAACUAGAGAGGGCCUAUGAAAAACGUUUCCCAACCUGCCCCCAGAUACCUGUCUUCUUGGGCAGUGAGAUCAUUCAUGAAUCCAAGAGCCAGGAUGGAUCCAUUCACAUUGUAGAGCGCAGUUGCAAAUUGACUGUCGAUGCACCACGGUUAUUGAAGAAGAUUGCUGGGGUCGAAUUUGUUAUCUUUGUGCAGAAGAAUGUUUUAAAUCGGAAGGAUCGAACUCUUCUUAUUGAAGCCCACAAUGAGACGUUUGCCAAUCGAGUCAUUGUUCAUGAGAAUUGCAGCUACACUGUUCACCCUGAGAAUGAUGAGUGGACCUGCUUUGAACAGUCCGCCUCUCUCGACAUCAAAUCAUUCUUUGGCUUUGAAAAUGCCGUGGAGAAAAUCGCAAUGAAACAGUACACAGCUAACAUCAAGAGGGGGAAGGAAGUGAUUGAGUAUUACCUGAAUGAGCUGAUAUCCCAGGGUAUCUCCCACAUCCCUCGAUGGACGCCUUCUCCUGUCAGAGAAGAAGAUCAGAGGAGCCUGGCAGCUGACAAGCUGGACACAGACUACAUUGAGCGGUAUUUGGGGCAGCUCACCCCCAUGCAGGAGAGCUGCUUGAUUAGACUCCGCCAGUGGUUACAGGAGACACAUAAAGGAAAGAUUCCCAAAGAUGAGCACAUUCUUCGAUUCUUGAGGGCUCGAGACUUUCACUUUGACAAGGCCCGGGAGAUGCUGUGCCAGUCCUUGAGCUGGCGAAAGCAACACCAAGUAGACUACAUCCUUCAGACAUGGAGACCUCCACCCCUCCUGGAGGAGUUCUAUGCAGGUGGCUGGCACUACCAGGAUAGAGAUGGCCGUCCUCUCUAUAUCCUGCGUCUUGGCCAAAUGGAUACCAAGGGCUUGAUGAAGGCAGUGGGAGAGGAGGCACUCCUUCGACAUAUUCUUUCAGUUAAUGAAGAGGGACAGAAAAGAUGUGAAGAGAAUACAAAUCAGCUUGGCCGCCCCAUAAGUUCCUGGACGUGCCUUGUGGAUCUAGAAGGGCUGAAUAUGCGGCACCUCUGGCGACCAGGGGUGAAGGCCUUAUUGCGGAUGAUUGAAGUGGUUGAAGACAAUUACCCAGAGACAUUAGGACGGCUGCUCAUUGUGCGGGCCCCACGUGUUUUUCCCGUGCUCUGGACACUGGUGAGCCCCUUUAUCAAUGAGAACACGAGACAGAAAUUCCUCAUCUACAGUGGCAGCAACUACCAGGGCUCUGGAGGACUUGUUGAUUAUCUGAAUAAAGAUGUAAUUCCAGACUUCCUAGGAGGAGAAUGUUUGUGCAGUGUCCCUGAAGGGGGCAUCAUCCCAAAGGCCCUCUAUCAGAUUGAAGAAGAUCAAGAGAAUGCGGAUAGGGUCCAACUGUGGACUGAAACUGUCUACCAGUCUGCAAGUGUGCUCCAAGGGGCCCCCCAUGAGAUAGCAGUGGAGAUUCUGGAGGUUGAGUCAGUGAUUACCUGGGACUUUGACAUCCUGAGGGGAGAUGUGGUAUUCAACCUCUUUCACUCUAAGCAAGCACCUGUACCAAGUCCCAGGGAGCCCAAGGCUGGGAGCAGUGUGCAGCUCAUUGACCAAAACUGGGUUCUGGGAGUGGAUUAUAGCCGUGUGGAGUCUCCCCUGCUCUGCCGGGAAGGUGAGAGCAUUCAGGGCUCCCAUGUGACUCGUUGGCCAGGUUUCUACCUGCUUCAGUGGAAGAUGGCCACUCCAUUAGCCUGUGCGGCCAGCAGCCUCCCUCGAAUGGAUGAUGCUCUGACGUCUGUGCAGAGCCCGGGUCACAAGUGUAAACUCCUGUACUACUAUGAGGUCCUUGCAUCUGUAGACUUCAGGGGAUCCAUGUCCAGUCUGGAGUCCUGUACCAGUGGUUUCUCACAGCUCAGUGCCACCACAACUUCUUCCAACCAGUCCCAGAGUGGCUCCCUCAUCUCCAGAUAGCCGGGUCUGAGCCAUGUUGGGGAUCCUGCUGUACUCCGGCGCCUGGAAGUGUCCAGAGCCAGAAAUCCUGCCCAAGCUGAGGGCCAAGACCAUAAGGACUGGUGGCCUGGGUUCAGAGACUGCCGGAGUUGGUGGCUCUUUGGAGUCUACCAUGAUAAUCAGCUCAUGUUUUGGUUUUAUAAUAGGUGCAUCUGAGUUUGUAACAGAUGCUUCAUUAACAGGACCUAACAAUUCUAACCUAGCCAUUUUGUGUGAGCCCAUUCUAGUCUCCACUGCUUCCCUCCGCCCCCCACUUUUCCAAUCUGGACCUGUGAAUUCAUGAAUGUAGGGAGUGCCUAGUAUGGAAGCUUCCUCCACUGAUGCACAUCAGCAAUUCUUAGAGAAUUGCCUGGAGGCAUUAAAAAGUUGAGUAACUUGCCCAUUUAUCCACACCUAGUAUGUGUCAGAGGCAGGACUCAAACAUAGGUCUUCCUGACUCCAAGACUGGCAUUCUCUCUCCACGACCCCAUGCUCCUUCUCAUUCCCAUCUAUAAACUCAUUCCCAUCUGUAGUCUUCCAGUGGCAAGUUUGGGAUUAGCUAAGUGAGGAUGGGUCCCAACAAGACUAGACUUGGGAAGAUAUCAUCCUCUAUAUGAAGAAUGACACCUAGAGGCCAGGUUCGCUUUUUCUGUCACCCUCAGAGUCCUUAUUUUCUCUAGAAUAAAAUCAAGUGGACCUAGGUUCCCAAACCAAAAUAUGGCACCAACUCUUCCCUAGAGCAAAUCUGAUCCCAGAGUUGGCUCUAGCACUGAUCUGGUCUUUUGAGGGUCCCUAGAAGAUAAUUUCUAAACCAGAGAGAAAUCAUCUCCUUCCUUUAAGUGAAAUAAAAUAAGAUACCAGAAGAAUGGUUUCCCCAAAUUCACUCCCUUAUUAAUCCAUAUCUUGCCUUGGUGGUUAGUGUGGAUAGGGAUGGGGGGGGGGAUAAGGUUGGAGAGAGAAUAUAUUUUUUAACCAUUGGAACUUAUUCACAGGAAGAUAAGUUUUUCCUCUAUAGCCAUAGCCUUACUGAGCCUUUUCCAAGUGGUGGGAUAUGUAAUAAUUGGAAUUGUACAGACUGCAAAUAUAUCCACCUCAAUGUAGGAACUGCAUUCCGGGGCGUGGAGCACGAGGACUUCCAGACUAAUUCAAAAACCUGGAGAAGAGGGGCAAAUGUCUAUCCUUCCUAGAGCAUCCUUUCUCACACCUGUCCUGCAGAGAGCUGGGCUGCCCAGUGAUCCCUGGGCCUCUGACGAUGAGUACCUGUUGGCUCUUCUCUUUCCUUCUCAGGUAUAUGAGCAAUAAGUCGUGUCAAAGGGCUAAAGAAAAGCAGAUAUCUUUUCCUGAAAUACUUAAGGUACAUUUUUGUACUUCAGAGCCUACCUCUCUUGGAGAGCUGCUCUGUGUGUAUGUUGUAUGUAUGUGUGUGUGUAUGUGUGUGUGUGUGCGUGCGCACACUUGUAAGUGUGUGGGAUUGGAAGGAAAAGCUUCUUAAAACUUUUUAAUCCCAAGAUUUAUUUAUUAUUGAGAAUGGAC
Molecule: messenger RNA, 3645 nt
Organism: Gracilinanus agilis (Agile Gracile Mouse Opossum)
Lineage: Eukaryota; Metazoa; Chordata; Mammalia; Didelphimorphia; Didelphidae
Gene: SEC14L5
Product: SEC14 like lipid binding 5
Exons: 15
Coding region: 1-2094 (697 amino acids)
Cellular component (GO): cytoplasm
Source: RefSeq, a predicted model, not a curated record